GGGCCUGCGCUGGGCCUGGCGCGAGGGGCGCGGCCCCGGCGCCAGAGACGGCGUUGCUGUGGACCGGGACGCGCCAUGUGCGGCAUCUUUGCUUACCUGAACUACCAUGUUCCCCGGACGAGACGGGAGAUCCUGGAGACCCUCAUCAAGGGGCUGCAGCGCCUGGAGUACCGGGGCUAUGACUCUGCAGGUGUGGGACUGGAUGGUGGAAAUGACAAAGACUGGGAAGCCAAUGCUUGCAAAAUCCACAUUAUCAAGCAGACGGGGAAAGUGAAGGCUCUGGAUGAAGAGGUUCACAAGCAACAGGACAUGGACCUGGACAUCGAGUUUGACGUUCACCUGGGGAUCGCUCACACGCGCUGGGCCACGCACGGGGAGCCCAACCCUGUCAACACCCACCCGCAGCGCUCCGACAAGAACAAUGAGUUCAUCGUCAUCCACAAUGGCAUCAUUACCAACUACAAGGACCUGCAGAAAUUCCUGGAGAGCAAGGGCUACGACUUCGAGUCGGAGACGGACACCGAGAGCAUCGUCAAGCUGGUCAAGUACAUGUACGACAACCGCGACAGCGACGACAUCAGCUUCUCCACGCUGGUGGAGAGGGUCAUCCAGCAGCUGGAAGGUGCUUUUGCCCUCGUGUUCAAGAGUGUUCAUUACCCUGGGCAGGCAGUUGGUACCAGGAGAGGCAGCCCCCUGCUCAUCGGCGUGCGCAGCGAGCACAAGCUCUCCACUGACCACAUCCCCAUCCUGUACCGCACAGCUGUACAAUCUAUGGAUCAUUCUUUUGAGGGAAUAUCCAUAAAAAUGGAGGAAGGGAAAGACAAGAAGGGAAGCUGCAAUCUGUCCCGAGUGGAUAGCACCACUUGCCUCUUCCCUGUGGAGGAGAAAGCUGUGGAAUACUACUUUGCUUCUGAUGCCAGUGCCGUCAUCGAGCACACCAACCGCGUGAUCUUCCUGGAGGACGACGACGUGGCGGCUGUGGUGGACGGGCGUCUGUCCAUCCACCGCGUCAAGCGCACGGCCGGCGACCACCCGGGCAGGGCCGUGCAGACCCUGCAGAUGGAGCUGCAGCAGAUCAUGAAGGGUAACUUCAGUUCAUUCAUGCAGAAGGAAAUAUUCGAACAGCCAGAAUCCGUCGUUAAUACGAUGAGAGGAAGGGUCAACUUUGAUGACUACACUGUGAACCUGGGUGGGCUGAAGGACCACAUCAAGGAGAUCCAGAGGUGUCGGCGUUUGAUCCUCAUCGCCUGUGGCACGAGUUACCAUGCAGGAGUGGCAACCCGCCAGGUGCUGGAAGAGCUGACCGAGUUACCGGUCAUGGUGGAGCUGGCCAGUGACUUCCUGGACAGGAACACCCCCGUGUUCAGGGACGACGUCUGCUUCUUCCUCAGCCAGUCAGGGGAGACAGCAGACACCCUGAUGUGCCUUCGGUACUGCAAGGAGAGGGGAGCCCUGACCGUGGGCAUCACCAACACUGUGGGCAGCUCCAUCUCCCGCGAGACCGACUGCGGCGUGCACAUCAACGCGGGCCCCGAGAUCGGCGUGGCCAGCACCAAGGCCUACACCAGCCAGUUCGUGUCCCUGGUGAUGUUUGCCCUGAUGAUGUGUGACGACAGGAUCUCCAUGCAGGAGCGGCGCAAGGAGAUCAUGCGGGGACUGAAGGGGCUGCCAGACUUGAUUAAAGAAGUGCUGAGCAUGGAUGAUGAGAUCCAGAAGCUGGCCACAGAGUUGUACCAUCAGAAGUCUGUCCUCAUCAUGGGCCGUGGCUACCACUAUGCCACAUGUCUGGAGGGAGCCUUGAAAAUUAAAGAAAUCACCUACAUGCACUCGGAAGGGAUCCUGGCUGGGGAGCUGAAGCACGGGCCCCUGGCUCUGGUGGACAAGCUCAUGCCUGUGAUCAUGAUCAUCAUGAGAGACCACACCUAUGCCAAGUGCCAGAACGCUCUCCAGCAGGUCAUUGCACGGCAGGGCCGACCCGUGGUGAUCUGUGACAAGGAGGACAUCGAGACCAUUAAGAACAACAAAAGAACAAUCAAAGUUCCCCACUCAGUGGACUGUCUGCAGGGGAUCCUGAGUGUGAUCCCCCUCCAGCUGCUGGCCUUCCACCUGGCCGUGCUCAGGGGCUACGAUGUUGAUUUUCCAAGAAAUCUGGCCAAGUCCGUAACUGUAGAGUGAAAGAUCAUCUGAAUCAUAGGGGCAAAGGGGAAUUAAAUGAAAGACUUUUUUUUUGGUACCAAAAUAACUCGAUUUUAAAGCCCCCUAGGUAAAUCUUAUUUUGGUAAAUCUUUCUUUGUGUAUAAGAUCACCAUAAUUCCAUUACAUUAGUGAUUGUCCAGUUGAUUCCACAUGCUAUGUCAAUGCCUCUGGGUUUUUCUGAUCAAUAGACUUCCAUGAAAGAUGUUAAAUGGUUUUCCUUAAAGAUUGCUGAGUCUUGUAGGUAAGGGGCCCUCCACUUUACCCUGAGCUGAUAUCAUUGUCUCUUACCCAGUGUGGCUCAUUCCAGUCACUGAUGAGAAACCUCUGAAGGAAUUAAUCAAUGCCUUGUCAUGCUCCCAGGCAGUGAAGCAGGACACCAGAACACACAACUGGAACAAGAGCUGGUACCGGUCAUGCUCGUGCUGAUAUUUUACCAGUGAAGGAAACUGCAGGCCAGCCUUUGGGGUAAAUUCCUGCCUCAGGUGCAAAAGGGAAUUCAGCUGAGCUGUCACAGCCUCCUCGCUCCUGGGCACACGGGGGAUGUGCCCAGGAGAUAAUGCUGCUCCAGAAGGGUUUUACCUAUGCCAAAAACAUAGCAAGUGACAAUCUCGUAGCCACGGUGGCCACAGCGCCGUGUGACCCCAGCCUGACCAGUGGGACCCUCCCAGCUGGGACUGGGAGCUCUGGCUGACCGGUGGGGUGAGGGCAAAGAGGAGUGACUGCUGCUCGUGCUGAGCUGGUGUCUGUCCAUGCUGGUGCUUGUCUGGGGUUUUUUGAAACAAGUGGAAGUUUUCCUGUGCUGAGGAUUUUCCCUUCAAACUGAGGGGCACUGGGCGCUGUGAGCACACCUGAGUGACCCAGCUCUGUGCACACAUCUGAAGGGGAUAAAAAGGCUCCAUAAACACAACAGGAAUAAAUACCUGGCUAAUAUUUCUGUAACAAGCUUGAAGAGAAUCAAAAAUUACACAGAAAAGAUAUCUUCAGGACUCAAAACCUGACUUUUUCAGUCAUCAGAGGGCAGAUAUUAUGUAUUUCCUAAUGUGAAAAGGUGAAUUCUCUCCCAUCUUGCUGGGUUUUGAAUUAGCUUUACACAGGCACCAUAAAACCAUGCCACAAUGUUGCUGGUGAAAUUACAAAAUGGUGCUGGAGAAUAUUCCAAGUCAUUUACUGCCCAUGAAAAAUGGCUUUAGCAAAUGCAGUGCCUGGGGACUGCCCAGUGCCCUGCCAACCCCAGUUGCCCUGGCACAGGGUGCCAGUGCUGAGCAGCCACGACCCAGGCUGGUCCCUGGCUGCCCUGAGCAAGGUAUUCCCAAAGAAUCUGUGGCAAUUUCUGCUUUGUAUAAACCCCCAGGGACAAUUUCACUUCAAUUUGGUGUCAGCUCAAGGCUCAGUUUCGUUAUGAGAAUGAAAUACUGCAUGCCUGGAAACAGCUUCUCAAAGCCAGUGUAUGUGUUUAUUAAUCUGUCAUAUUCAGACUAUUAAUUUAUGAAUACAUUGUGCUGCCAGUGUCUGUUUAAGAGCAAAGCAGUAAAUGCUGCAUUUUAGUUCAGCAAAUGCUGGGGGUGUGAGGCACUGCCCUGUGCCAGCUGUGCCUCUGCCUAAACAUAACCUGCAGCCCUCCCUGCUUCAUUGGAGGAUGAUAAUUGUCCUUAAGGAGAAAACAAGGCAGGUGCAAUGCUCACGGCUGGGAGACAGCUCCUCUUCCUCUUCCUCCUCCUCCUCCCACCAGCUUGCUUAAGAGAACUGUGCAGGGCUGGGUGCAGGCCUGGGUCCCCGGUGUCCCCCUGGCACCAUCCUUUGUUCUCAGAACGGGAUCUCACGUCAAACAGCCCCAUAAGGGAAGUUUUUAAGGCGCUUUUUCUCUGCCUGCAGCCAGCAUUGCUUUUACCCUGCCUUGCACAGAGGGCAGACACCCCUGUGAACACAAGCUGCUGUUCAGUAGAAGUGUUUUAGUGCGAGCUGUUACACGUUUGUGAAAGUUGUGUACAAAGAGGACCAAAGAACAGGAGUCUGAGUUAGAAAUGUCCAGUCUGACAGUGAAGCUGUAGAGGUCGUGCUGAGCUCUCUGGGUUUGUGCUCUGCCAGACAAAUCCUCGUUCCUCGUAGCUGGAGGCGUUGAUGGGUCAGGGGAACAGGUGGUGCCCAGCCCCUCCUCCUGCCAGCAAACUGCCUGCAGUGUCAAACUCUGCCUGCCAAAACUGAGGGCUCGGAGCUGUGCAGUGAGGCUGAUGGAUGCUGUAGGCUCAGUCUCAAAGGAUGCUCUGGAGCACACCUGUAUGAAGAAUUUCUCUGCUCAGCGUGGCAGGGAUCCUGUUAAGCAUCUCGUUGUCGUUGCCAUGCGGUGUGAAGUGAGAAUGUACAAAGGACUCUUUCUAGCUUUCCUUACCUCAUUUUGUCCACGUGUUGCAUUUCGAUGAACAGAUGAUGUUUCUCUUUUCCUUAGAAAACUUUUAGGAUGUCUCGUGGUAUUUAUUAACAGCCAGUCAGUCUUCUGCUCUCCCAAAUGAAUGUUUUGCUUACUGAGCCAGUGAAAUUUUCUCCUUCCUUAACUGAGGUGUUGAAAAAUUCAGUAGCCCUGUCUCUAAAAUUGAGCCACAGGUAAGCACAAAAUACAGAUCAAGGCCUUUGCCGUCUGGAAUAGCAGCUUCUAUUCCUGCCUACUUUGGUCAUAGUUCAUUUUGGUGUAACUCUGCUCCUCACCUGCAGAGACUCAGGCAGAAGCCCUGAGGUCUUGGGGGGUUUUUAAUUACCAAAGAUGAGAGAGCUCCCAGCUCAGCAUGUUUUCUGCCCAGCAGUUCUCACACAGAUUCCACACACAUGGAAGUUCAGCUGCACAUGGAAUAUGCUGCAGCCAGAAAGGUUUUUUUUCCCCUGGCUCUGCUGCAGAAGGGCUGUGGGCAGUUUUUCCCCAGAUUUGCCAUAGUCAGCACUCUGUGCACGUUCUUACCAAGAGCCCAUUGGUGCCUGGGGGCUGUCCCUGGGCAGGGCCAUCUCCUCUGUGAGGUGGGGACACCCUUCUGUCCAAAAAGCUGCCUGGACACCCUGUGUUGGGUCAGGCUCAACCCUCUGUGCUGAGAGAGCCAAAACAUCACCCAGAGCCUUUCCCAGCCACGUGGGAUGGAGCUCGUUGGCCUCACACAGAAUUCUCAGUCUGGAGUUAAUCCCAGCCCAGACACAAAGCUGUGGUGGAGCUGCAGAGUGAAGCCUCUAAAGGUACAAAUCAAACCCACACCAGUGCAGAACUGGGCCUUUCCCCUCCCUGGCUGUCCCUAGGAGUCCUUUAUGCCACAAGCAAGGUGCCUGGUGGCCGUGUUGGAUGGAGGGAGAGACUGAAGUAGUUUAAGUAGCACAUCAGUGUUUAGCUGUGGCUAAUUUUAGAUCCUACCUGAAUGUACCAAACUUGCCUCAAAGCAUGGAGUCCCUCCUCUUCACCAGAAAUGGGAAGAAGAAGAAGAAACAGAAGUGUUUGGGUUGUGUGGGGAGAAAAAAAAAAAAAAAAAAAAAAAGAAGAAAGAAAACUAUUUGCCUUCAAUUUAGUUUCUGUAAAUAGACAUUUGAGUGGCAAACCCACAUUUCCCCCCUUGUAGAUUCUCUGCCUCUGCUGUACAUAUCCAGCUGGCUUGGUUUGUGGGGACCAGACUGUGCCGUGUUUCUGUCGUGUGCUGUAUGCAGAAGAUGUCUUACUUCUGUCCGUAGUGUUCUAUAAUUUGGGUUUUGUCUCUUUGCUUACUUUUUUUGUAUCUCACCCUUUGAAUAAAAUCAAGUGCCCUACAUUAAACAAA
This is a messenger RNA of Hirundo rustica (Barn swallow), 5978 nucleotides long. It is a transcript of the gene GFPT1, whose product is annotated as glutamine--fructose-6-phosphate transaminase 1. The coding region runs from base 76 to 2175 and encodes 699 amino acids. The transcript is spliced from 20 exons. Gene Ontology annotation, molecular function: carbohydrate derivative binding; L-glutamine:D-fructose-6-phosphate transaminase (isomerizing) activity. The record is from RefSeq and is a predicted model, not a curated record. NCBI's taxonomy places the organism in Eukaryota, Metazoa, Chordata, Aves, Passeriformes, Hirundinidae. Gene Ontology annotation, biological process: UDP-N-acetylglucosamine metabolic process; carbohydrate derivative biosynthetic process; fructose 6-phosphate metabolic process.